Durio zibethinus is the source of this 1871-nucleotide messenger RNA. RefSeq lists its product as uncharacterized. Gene Ontology annotation, biological process: tRNA processing. NCBI's taxonomy places the organism in Eukaryota, Viridiplantae, Streptophyta, Magnoliopsida, Malvales, Malvaceae. Gene Ontology annotation, molecular function: tRNA dihydrouridine synthase activity; flavin adenine dinucleotide binding. The record is from RefSeq and is a predicted model, not a curated record.
CAAAUAUAUAUUUUUUUUCAAAGAAAGUAGCUCUAAAAACUUGAAGGAAUUAUUAUUAAGCAGAGUUGCAGCUAGCCGAAAGGAAAAAUCCAACCUCUCAUUCUCCAUUUUUACUCAAGGAUCUAUUGAGUUGGGCCUCUUUGAUCAAUGCAAAAGUACAUAGAGUGGCCAGGUUUCAGGCCACAACUAAUCCAAAUCCAUUUGAUUAGACCAGCCUAACUUUCAUGUCAAACCCCACCUUAAACGCCAAAACAGUGAAACCCAGUAUGGCAAAUCCUUCAGCUUCAAACCUUUUCGCCUUUCAGCUCUUCGUCGAAUAAUCCCUAGGCAUUGGCGGCGAUGGAUUCCUUCCCCAUCUCCAUCGCCCGCCCAUGAACAAACGGAAACCGUUCCUUUUCUCUCUCUUAAAUAUUCCCCCAAAACCACUCUUCUGUAACCCCUUCUCGCUCAUGGCCCUGAACCAAACCCAAACCCAAACCCAAACCCGAACCACCCACCCGGAUCUACCCCCCAACGACGAGCUCCUUUGCUCCAAUCCACAACAGAACCAAGACGAACAGUCUUGCUCUUCUCUUAGCGAUACGCCGCCGUCACAGAUAGGUUGUCCGGGGAAGUACUUAAGCGGGGAGUCACGAGUUGAGAGGGCAUGGGCUCAUUGGACCAAGCUUGGGCGGCCGAAGUUAAUCGUGGCACCGAUGGUUGACAACUCAGAGCUUCCAUUUCGAAUGCUCUGUAGAAAAUACGGAGCCGAGGCUGCGUAUACGCCCAUGUUACAUUCACGUAUUUUUACGGAGAAUGAAAAGUACCGUAACCAAGAAUUUACUACUUGCAAGGAGGAUCGUCCAUUAUUUGUUCAAUUUUGUGCAAAUGACCCUGAUGUCUUGCUUGAAGCUGCAAGGAGAGUCGAACCUUAUUGUGAUUAUGUCGACAUUAAUUUGGGGUGUCCUCAGCGAAUUGCUAGACGAGGGAAUUAUGGAGCUUUCUUGAUGGAUAACCUUCCUCUAGUGAAGUCUUUAGUGGAAAAACUGGCUUUGAAUCUUAGUGUGCCGGUUUCUUGCAAAAUCAGGGUAUUUCCUAAUUUACAGGAUACACUCAAAUAUGCAAAGAUGCUUGAGGAUGCUGGUUGCUCUCUUUUAGCUGUUCAUGGCCGAACAAGAGAUGAGAAAGAUGGGAAGAAGUUUCGAGCUGAUUGGAAUGCCAUUAAGGCUGUUAAAAAUGCGCUUAGAAUCCCAGUUCUUGCCAAUGGGAACAUUAGGCAUAUUGAUGAUGUUCGGAAUUGUCUGGAAGAGACAGAGGCUGAUGGGGUGCUUUCAGCCGAGUCUCUUCUUGAGAAUCCUGCUCUUUUUGCUGGAUUCCGAACUGCUGACUGGGUAGCUGAUGAUGAGAAGGAGAAUUUAGAUGGAAAACUAGACCAGGCGGAUCUGCUUUUGGAGUAUUUGAAGCUCUGUGAAAGAUACCCUGUCCCAUGGCGGAUGAUCCGAGCUCACGUGCACAAAAUGCUAGGAGACUGGUUUCGGAUUCAGCCACAUGUUAGAGAGGAUCUAAAUGCACAGUCCAGACUAACAUUUGAAUUUCUUUACAGUCUAGUGGAUCGCUUACGGGAGUUGGGUGUAAGAAUUCCACUUUAUCAAAAGGAUACUUAAGCAGCCAGAAGCUCAGCUGAGGGUGUGGCCAUUUGAUCCUGACUCAAGUUAAUUGAGUUGUAGAUGCCUAGAAUAUGGCGAAAAUCAGAUUCUGUUUUCAGGUUUAUUGCCAACUCUACAAUUUGAUUUGUUAUUCUUUCUUCAUUCAAACAAUUUAGUCUUCAACCUAUCAAAGUUGACUGGCCAAAAAAAACCUAUCAAGGUCAUGUACAACUAAUUAGUGGCGAA